Molecule: messenger RNA, 972 nt
Organism: Penaeus monodon (black tiger shrimp)
Lineage: Eukaryota; Metazoa; Arthropoda; Malacostraca; Decapoda; Penaeidae
Product: zinc finger protein 79-like
Exons: 5
Coding region: 1-972 (323 amino acids)
Biological process (GO): regulation of transcription by RNA polymerase II
Cellular component (GO): nucleus
Molecular function (GO): DNA-binding transcription factor activity, RNA polymerase II-specific; RNA polymerase II cis-regulatory region sequence-specific DNA binding
Source: RefSeq, a predicted model, not a curated record
AUGGGUCUUGUUGAUCCCAGUUUUAUGGCUCCUGUUGCCCGACCCAAACCCUCUACUGACUUCCUGGUCUCAGCCCAGAGGUCUCCCAUAGAGAUUUCCCCAUUGGGACCGAGUCAAACCCUUCUUGAGGUCGAUGUAGCUGCAACACCCAAAGACCCAAAAUCACGACGGCGUUUUCCCCAAAUUUCUCGAAGCGCUUUGUAUACGGGCUUUUUGGGGACUUUCCAGGGGGUGAUGAUGAGUUUCCUCGGUGAUGGGAUAUCUUUGGCCCCACUCACGGGCAAGGAAAUACUCGGCAUUGGAGUCAAAGAAGAGUUCAGCGAAGAUGUUGCCGAAGAUACAUGCCUGGACAUGAAAGAGGAACCACUUGAUUAUGGAGAUGAAACAAGAAAUGGUGUGUGUAACGUGAAUGUGUUACAUGGAAGUCAUUUCUUUCAUAACCUUCAUGAUCUAAGACCUGAGGCACAUGCAAAAGACUCAUGUAACUUGGUUCAGGAUGGUAAUGACAUGUCAAAAAAUCUGUUGAGGUACAUGAGAACACAUACAAAGGAAAAGCCAUACAGCUGUGAGAUUUGCAAUAAGGCCUUCUCAUAUAAAAGUAGUCUAGAGAUUCAUAUGAGAAGGCAUAGAAAGGAGAAGACAUACAGCUGUGAAAUUUGCAAUAAGGCCUUCUAUUUGAAAAGCCAUGUAGUAAGGCAUAUGAGAGUGCAUACAAAAGAGAAACCAUACAGCUGUGAGAUUUGCAAUAAGGCCUUCUCAUACAGAGCUAGUCAAGUAAGCCACAUGAGACUUCAUACACAGGAGAAACCAUAUAGUUGUGAGAUUUGCAAUAAACACUUCUCAAAUAUAUCUAACCAAAUACAACAUAUGAGAGUACAUAUGAAGGAGAAACCAUACAGCUGUAAUUUAGAAAAGCACAUGAGAGUACAUACAAAGGAUAAGCCCAUGAGCCAGAUGCAUCUUACUUAUUAA